GGCAAGGCGAGGCGAGAGCUGCACAGGGCCCUACGCGGCCGCCUCAGCAUGUCGGACUUCGACGAGUUCGAGCGGCAGCUCAACGAGAAUAAACAAGAACGGGACAAAGAGAACCGGCACCGGAAGCGCAGCCACAGCCGCUCUCGAAGCCGGGACCGCAAGCGCCGGAGCCGGAGCCGGGACCGACGCAACCGGGAUCAGCGGAGUGCCUCCCGGGACCGUCGGCGGCGAAGCAAACCGUUGACCAGAGGAGCAAAAGAGGAGCACGGCGGAUUGAUUCGGUCUCCCCGCCAUGAGAAGAAGAAGAAGGUUCGCAAGUACUGGGACGUGCCGCCCCCGGGAUUUGAGCACAUCACCCCCAUGCAGUACAAGGCCAUGCAAGCUGCUGGUCAGAUUCCGGCUACCGCCCUUCUCCCCACCAUGACCCCAGAUGGCCUGGCUGUGACCCCAACGCCAGUGCCUGUGGUUGGCAGCCAGAUGACCAGACAGGCGCGGCGCCUCUAUGUGGGCAACAUCCCCUUUGGCAUCACUGAGGAGGCCAUGAUGGACUUCUUCAACGCCCAGAUGCGCCUGGGGGGCCUGACGCAGGCCCCUGGCAACCCGGUCCUGGCUGUGCAGAUCAACCAGGACAAGAACUUUGCCUUUUUGGAGUUCCGUUCAGUGGACGAGACCACGCAGGCCAUGGCGUUCGACGGCAUCAUCUUCCAGGGCCAGUCAUUGAAGAUCCGCAGACCUCAUGACUACCAGCCACUGCCCGGCAUGUCGGAGAACCCCUCGGUCUACGUGCCUGGAGUUGUGUCCACUGUGGUCCCCGACUCUGCCCACAAGCUCUUCAUCGGGGGCUUACCCAACUAUCUGAAUGAUGACCAGGUGAAGGAGCUGCUGACCUCAUUCGGGCCCCUGAAGGCCUUCAACCUGGUCAAGGACAGCGCCACGGGGCUCUCCAAAGGCUAUGCCUUCUGUGAGUACGUGGACAUCAACGUCACAGACCAGGCCAUUGCGGGGCUGAAUGGGAUGCAGCUCGGGGACAAGAAGCUGCUCGUCCAGCGGGCGAGUGUGGGCGCCAAGAAUGCCACGCUGAGCACUAUCAACCAGACGCCAGUGACGCUGCAGGUGCCAGGGCUGAUGAGCUCCCAGGUGCAGAUGGGUGGCCACCCAACAGAGGUGCUGUGCCUCAUGAACAUGGUGCUGCCCGAGGAGCUGCUGGACGAUGAGGAGUACGAGGAGAUCGUGGAGGAUGUGCGUGACGAGUGCAGCAAGUACGGGCUCGUCAAGUCCAUCGAGAUCCCCCGGCCUGUGGACGGUGUCGAGGUGCCCGGCUGCGGAAAGAUAUUUGUGGAGUUCACCUCUGUGUUUGACUGUCAGAAAGCCAUGCAGGGCCUGACGGGCCGCAAGUUCGCCAACAGAGUGGUUGUCACAAAGUAUUGUGACCCCGACUCUUACCACCGCCGGGACUUCUGGUAGAGGCGGCCAGGGGAAGGUGGGGGCACGACCGGCAGAGGGCUUCCUCCCCUCCCGCGCCCCUCCUCUCCCCUCUCUGAAGACGAUGGGCCGCGGAUGACAGCCGAUUGACAGCCCAGCAGCAACUGGAAUGGCAGCGAUCAACGGAUCGGGGUGGGGAGGGGGCGGGCGGACGGGGAUGUGGACACACUGCGCCUGCCCACACAGGGCUGGGUUGGGAUGGGGACGGGUGUGCACAGGGUGGGUUAGGACCCCCACGCCCCUCCCCAAACAAUCUCUCCUUCCCUCGUACCUUCCCUUCUUGCCCCUGGUAGGAAAAUAGCGUGUUUAUAUUUUAUGGCCAAAAUAUUUUGAAUUUUGUUGUCCGGCCCCUGGUGCCCAGCCCCCUCCCCCUCCAGGACCACAGCCCCUGCCCCCUUGCGGCCUCUGGCCCUCUCUGGUCCCCCUGGUUUCUUACGUAGUGGAUUCUCUGUAGUCGCCCCUCCUACCCACCUGCUCCCCCACCUCGUGGCCCCGCCCCCCCGUGGCAGUUUCAUAUUUGCUAAGACGAAUUUGCUCAUUAAACAUUUUGUUGUAUUUUACUUUA
This is a messenger RNA of Chrysochloris asiatica (Cape golden mole), 2047 nucleotides long. RefSeq names its product U2 small nuclear RNA auxiliary factor 2 (gene U2AF2). The record is from RefSeq and is a predicted model, not a curated record. Gene Ontology annotation, cellular component: nucleus; U2AF complex; U2-type prespliceosome. Gene Ontology annotation, biological process: mRNA processing. Gene Ontology annotation, molecular function: poly-pyrimidine tract binding; pre-mRNA 3'-splice site binding. The transcript has 12 exons. Bases 49 to 1464 code for a protein of 471 amino acids. Lineage: Eukaryota; Metazoa; Chordata; Mammalia; Afrosoricida; Chrysochloridae.